This is a messenger RNA of Coniophora puteana RWD-64-598 SS2, 929 nucleotides long. RefSeq lists its product as uncharacterized. The record is from RefSeq and is a predicted model, not a curated record. The transcript is spliced from 3 exons. Bases 188 to 511 code for a protein of 107 amino acids. NCBI's taxonomy places the organism in Eukaryota, Fungi, Basidiomycota, Agaricomycetes, Boletales, Coniophoraceae.
GCUGUUUAUCGCAUUCAUUCUCUCUUACAUUCUAUGUUAUAACGGAAAACAUUCAUACCAGGAGUCGCCAUGAGUUUCCUUGCGCCAGGAGUGUAUGGUCGUCACAAUGGUGCUCCUAUGGUUUGGCGUGCUCCACAAACCAAGAAAGUGCUGCUUCCAGCCCUCGACAAACUGGAUGACCUAGACGAUGACCCUCCUCCCUAUUGGCCAGGAAAAGCCCACCCACCCCCGCCAGACCCAGAUCCCUCAGACGACCCCAGCUCAGACGACGACCCUCUUCCCCCUCGUAGACCAUCUCGACGCCGUCGUCGACGCCCUCGGCGACCGUCGGACGCGUCUGCCUCCACCACCUCGUCAGGCGACGAGCGUCCCCGGCCCCGCCGGCCCAAGCCGGGCUGGUUCAACCGACACGUGCACGUCCGCAUCCCAGACGUCGUCCGCUCCUUCGUGCACUGGGUCGCCGCGCGCCUGCUCCUCCCCGCCGAGGUCGUCGACCUGGGGUUCUACGUGAUCGAGAACGCGCUCACGCAUCUGUGCCGCCGCCGCGCGAACUUCAUCCGCGAGCAUCCGGAGGUCGCGUUUGCGCCGCCGUGGAAGCAGCAGAGGUGGUUGAGGGGCGAUGUGAGAGAGGAUGAGGUGGAGGAGUAUAGGAUGGCGCGGUAUCCGUGGUGGGAGCGGGAGGCGGCGAAGAAGGCGAUGGAGAGGGGGAAGGUGCAUGUUUGGCCGAAGCCGGGGGAGGAUGAUGGGCCUUAUUUGGUGUCAAAUGAGUAAGGAACACUGGCCACCGCGGCGGGAGACCAGUGGUGAAAGGUGUUGGUGGCACCUCUUUGUACCCACUUCCCAAUUUGUGUGCACUUUCUCGAUUGUACCUAUACGUACAACUGUAUCCAACAUCACCGAAUGGAACACUCCGCCCACCCUGAAACAUA